AUGGUUAGAAACUUGAAGCAUCAUGAGCAAAAGCUCUUAAAAAAAGUCGAUUUUCUUGAUUGGAAACAGGACCAGGGUCACAGGGAUACUCAAGUGAUGAGAACCUACCACAUCCAAAAUAGAGAAGACUAUCAUAAAUACAAUAAAAUAUGUGGAGAGAUCAGAAAGUUGGCUCAUAAGCUCUCCUUAUUGCAACCCACAGACCCCUACAGAAUAAAACACGAGCAGUUACUUUUGGAAAAGUUGUAUGCAAUGGGUGUUCUUGCUACGAAGUCGAAGAUCUCUGAUUUGGAGAAUAAAAUUACUGUAAGUUCAUUAUGUCGUAGAAGAAUCCCCGUGGUGAUGUGCCGUUUAAAGAUGGCCGAAACUGUGAAAGAUGCAGUCACAUUUGUCGAACAGGGACACGUGAGAGUGGGACCAAACGUCAUAACUGAUCCAGCGUACUUGGUAACAAGAAACUUAGAAGAUUACUUGACCUGGGUAGACACCUCAAAGAUAAAGAGAAAUCUUCUCAAGUAUAAAAACAAGAUCGAUGACUUUGAUCUCGCCUAG
Molecule: messenger RNA, 552 nt
Organism: Dujonia railenensis
Lineage: Eukaryota; Fungi; Ascomycota; Pichiomycetes; Serinales; Debaryomycetaceae
Source: the annotation of a GenBank genome assembly